AUGGCUGAUCCUCUCAGUGUCGCUGCUUCAAUCGCUGGUCUCAUCUCCAUCACCGUCGAGGCUGGCAAAUUUCUCAGACCAUAUGUGUCUGCCGCCAGAGAGACGCCUCCAAUCGCCGCUCAUGUCUACUCGGAGGUGCAAAGCAUCGAGAUUAUUCUCAAUGGGCUACAGAACGUGACUAGCAGCCUGUCUUCUGCUCAUUCCCGAAAUGCCACUUUGAUUGGGGUCAACCAAGUCAUCACCGUCCUCACUGAUGGGGUCCUGCUUUUCUCUGAUCUCCAGGAUGAGCUGCGGUCGCUCUCGCCCAAAAAUGAGGAUGAUGGGAUUCCAAUGCGAACACGGUUGCGAUGGGUUACAGGGCUUCAAAAGCUCAAUGACCCUUGUCUUGAUGAUUUUAAAAAGGUUUGA
Messenger RNA from Fusarium graminearum PH-1, 408 nucleotides. RefSeq lists its product as uncharacterized. The record is from RefSeq and is a predicted model, not a curated record. The transcript has 2 exons. Lineage: Eukaryota; Fungi; Ascomycota; Sordariomycetes; Hypocreales; Nectriaceae. Bases 1 to 408 code for a protein of 135 amino acids.